Molecule: messenger RNA, 2767 nt
Organism: Patella vulgata (common limpet)
Lineage: Eukaryota; Metazoa; Mollusca; Gastropoda; Patellidae
Product: sodium- and chloride-dependent glycine transporter 1
Exons: 10
Coding region: 126-1235 (369 amino acids)
Biological process (GO): sodium ion transmembrane transport
Cellular component (GO): membrane
Source: RefSeq, a predicted model, not a curated record
AGACGUGGUUUUAUCGCAGUCGAAGGAACUUGGAGAUUGGGGAAGAUUAAAAUGGGAUCUGAGUUUGUGUAACCUGCUCGGCUGGUUACUGGUGUUUAUAGUUUUAAACAGAGGUUGUAUAUGUAAUGUCGACGUUACCCUACAUUUUACUGACCAUACUGUUGAUCCGUGGUGUUAUGUUGGACGGUGCUCUUGAAGGAAUCAAGUUUUAUCUUACUCCAGAUGUGUCCAGAUUAACAGAUGCUAAGGUUUGGGGUGAUGCAGCUGUUCAGAUACUAUACACCCUGGGAAUAUCAUCUGGUAGUUUGAUUGCUAUGUCCAGCUACAAUAAGUUCUCAAAUAACGUCAUUAGAGAUGCCAUUCUGGUACCGAUUAUAAAUUGUGCGACAAGUUUCUAUGCUGGAUUUGUGGUCUUCUCGGUACUAGGCUAUAUGUCUCACGUGCAGGGAAUACCAAUAGCUAACGUAACAGAAGGAGGUCCGGGUUUAGCUUUCAUUGUCUAUCCUGAAGCAGUGAGUAAAAUGCCGAUAUCACCAUUAUGGGCGAUUCUCUUCUUUCUUAUGUUGUGUAUGCUGGGAUUCAGCAGUCAGUUCUCUAUUGCUGAAACAGCAAUGACUGGAUUAAUAGAUGAAUUCCCUCAUCAGUUAUCCACUGGCAGACGUAGAAUUAUUUUCCGGGCUCUGAUUUGUAUCGCGGGUUUUUUAUUAGGUUUGCCCAUGUUGACACAGGGCGGCACCCAUUUGUUAAACCUGGUGGACUCAUACAUUCUGGGCUACCCCACCUUGAUCCUAGCUUUACUAGAGCUUGUCGUUAUCUGUUGGGUGUAUGGUUACAAGGUGUUUGCUGAAGAUAUCAAGGCUAUGAUUGGUAAAAAGCCGUCGAUAUAUUUUAUUGUCACGUGGGUUGGUGUUGCUCCUGCUGUUAUCGUGGCUGUGAUAGGGUUUAAAGCCUAUCAGUACGUGCCCUUGACACACCAAGGUCAACCUCAAUGGGCAGAAUCUCUGGGCUGGUUAAUAUGUCUGGGGACAAUCUCUAUUGUACCGUUAUGGUUUGCCUACUACGUCAUGAAGAGUGGACUAAUGAAGCCUACGUCAGAUUGGUUUGCUAGACGAAGUCUGGGUAAUCCUGACUAUAGACCGGAAACCCCAGACGAUAAUGUCAAGACUCCGGUGAUUAUAAAUGAAGAAAAUGGAAAUCAAAAUGCUGAAUUCAGACCAUAUAUUUCUGAAUUGUAAAGAUGUCGUACAAAUGAAAUAUAGGACCAUUGAUUAAUAAACAUACAUUAUGCAAGAGCUAAAUCUGUCUAUUGCAGGUCUUUCUUCAGGCCUGAAAGGUUUUGUAAAUUAUUAAUUAGGCAUUAAUUAACUUAUCCAGACCAUAAUCAACUCUUGAUGUCAAACUAAUCAAAGCCUAAUCACAAAAUAGUCCUCUAAUUAUUCAAUAUGGCGGCGCCCAUGAAACAUAAUUUUACAGAGUCGGUUUUGUUUGCGAAAACAAAUUUAGGAGUAUCUAACCUUGUUUUGAAAGAUAAACAGAUUGAAACUCUAAAGACAGUUUACAAUAGUAAAGAAUUUAUUGCAAUAUUACCCAUAGCACAUAUUAUAUAUCGCUUUUACGGGAGUGUCAGCGACAUGGCGUGUUUACAUAAAACACACGUGCGUGGUUUAUUUUUACUCUGUUGUCUAAACAAAUCGGUGUUUAGUCGAUAAGUCCCGCCCCAAAAUGGUCACGUGGGCGUUUUAAAUGGCGGCUAAUUGGGACAGUGUCACAUUCUGGGAAGUAUGACGUAGAUGGGUCGCUGCGUGCAGUAUGGGGUUCAAUCCUGGCACGUGUUACACUAUACAGACACCCAGGGGGACCACGACAUCUCAGAGAUUUAAAAAUAUAAGGGGUUCACUAGCCAGGGGGUCCCAGGUUCAAUCCUGGUGUUGGCAGAGAAAGUAACGCGGAAUUGUCUCCAGUGGUAAAGUAUGGAGUACCUGGCAUAGUACAGCGUCUAAUAGCUCGGACUGGUCGAAACAUCGAGUUCCCGUGUAGGUAGAAAGCCCCCCCCCCCCGCCAUCACCCCACCAGAAGUUAUCCCACAGUCCAUUUUCUUUUUGUUGAGCCAAUGUUUGAUUUGAUUUUGUCUUUCGCUAUCCAGUUAACGACUUUUAGUGAACGACAGCAUCGACUGCACUAGCAGCUGGACACGACGUCAUCACAUGGAGUUAGGAGAGAUGGAGUUCAACGCUAACUCGAUACAAACAAGGUCAUUUCAAUUUUAUUUCAAUAUUUCGCUUGCGCGUAGGGGUCUUUAGCAGUGGCCCAGUGGGAGGAACCCGGAGGACCCGGAGAAAACCCACGAGGUUGGACAGGCGACCCUACUCCUUGUCACGUACAAGCGUGGAAUCGAAACCACGCCACUUGACUCAAAGACAGACCUUUUGAUUCAAUACGCCAUCGUUAACCAUUAGGCCAUCCAACCCCCGUAUGGAGUUAGGACUUUAGCCAGUGUUUGCGGGUAACGUGGUAACGAGUAUUACUGAGUGACUUCUGUGGUAAGGUGAUAAUAUAUGUCGUGUAUUAGUUGUGUCAAUACAUGAGUCGACGUUUAACUGUGUAAAUAUAAUAGUAAAAUUCUCAGUCCUCACACACACAUACAGUAAUAUACUCACCUUUAUAGACCUCAUGUUAUCUACUACACUAUAGUUUUAUCUCUAUCAACUUAAAGGGACAUGUCACCGAUGCCACUCAAUACAUCCCUUCUUUUACCCACCUGGGUUAC